This is a messenger RNA of Limulus polyphemus (Atlantic horseshoe crab), 594 nucleotides long. It is a transcript of the gene MED21, whose product is annotated as mediator of RNA polymerase II transcription subunit 21-like. The record is from RefSeq and is a predicted model, not a curated record. NCBI's taxonomy places the organism in Eukaryota, Metazoa, Arthropoda, Merostomata, Xiphosura, Limulidae. The transcript has 4 exons. Gene Ontology annotation, molecular function: transcription coregulator activity. Bases 37 to 456 code for a protein of 139 amino acids. Gene Ontology annotation, biological process: regulation of transcription by RNA polymerase II. Gene Ontology annotation, cellular component: mediator complex.
AUUACUUUAGCGCCCUCUAAUUUCCAUAUAACUAUAAUGGCGGAUAGGUUGACGCAAUUACAAGAUGCCGUAAAUGCGCAAGCAGAAAACUUGUGCAAUAGUAUUGGAGUUCUUCAACAGUUUGCUCCUCCUAGCAGUUUCCCAGAGUUUGAAAAGUCGGCAUCUAAACCAACUCAAUCAUCUUCAGAAGACUAUGCUCAGCUAUUUGCUACACUUAUAGCAAGGACAGCUAAAGACAUUGAUGUUCUAAUUGAUUCAUUACCAAGUGAAGAAUCAUCUCCAGAGCUUCAGGCUGCUAGUCUUCGUAGACUUGAACAAGAAAAUCAAGAGUCAGCCAAAAGACUUGAGGAAGUGGUUAGGCGAGGCGAAGCACUUUUGGAACAAAUUCAACAAGCUCUUCAUGACAUUGCUCAAUCUCAGUUGGACAUGCAAAGGCUGCAAGAUUCUUUACCAUGAUUUAUUUAUUUGUUUUUUUUUACAAUUUAUUUCAUAUCAUAAGUAUCACUUGUGAACCUCUGUACAUAAUACUAAAUGUUUCUUUUCAUGUAACAUAUUCUCAUAAACCCAAUAAAUGGAAUGAAAUUUAAAAGUGUA